Messenger RNA from Ficedula albicollis (Collared flycatcher), 1649 nucleotides. RefSeq names its product lysophosphatidylcholine acyltransferase 1 (gene LPCAT1). The transcript has 13 exons. Gene Ontology annotation, molecular function: calcium ion binding. NCBI's taxonomy places the organism in Eukaryota, Metazoa, Chordata, Aves, Passeriformes, Muscicapidae. The record is from RefSeq and is a predicted model, not a curated record. The coding region runs from base 6 to 1463 and encodes 485 amino acids.
CCUUCAUGACCUUGACUCUGUUUCCUAUCAGACUCUUUUUUGCUGCUUUUAUGAUGUUGCUGGCCUGGCCUUUUGCGUUCAUUGCUUCAAUGGGAUCUGACGAGCAAGAGCUUGAAAAGCCCCUCUCCUGGUGGCGAAAGAUAGUGGAUAUUUUGCUGAAAGCAAUAAUGAGAAUGAUGUGGCUUGCUGGUGGAUUCCACUGGAUAAAUGUCAAAGGCAGACGGGCAUUGCCAGCAGAAGCAGCAAUAUUAACGGUGGCUCCCCAUUCUUCCUACUUUGAUGCCAUUCCAGUAACUAUGACCUUCGCCUCCAUUGUGAUGAAAGCAGAAAGCAAAGAUAUUCCUGUUUGGGGAACUCUGAUCAAAUAUAUCCGACCAGUAUUUGUUUCUCGGUCAGACCAGGAUUCUCGCAGGAAAACUGUUGAAGAGAUAAAGAGGCGUGCUCAGUCUAAUGGUAAAUGGCCACAGAUAAUGAUAUUCCCCGAGGGCACUUGCACAAACCGAUCCUGUCUAAUUACAUUCAAACCUGGAGCAUUUAUUCCUGGGGUUCCUGUACAACCAGUGGUUUUACGUUAUCCAAACAAACUGGACACAAUCACAUGGACAUGGCAAGGGCCAGGAGCGUUUGAAAUUCUGUGGCUCACUUUAUGUCAAUUUCACAAUUCCGUGGAAAUUGAGUUUCUACCCGUGUAUACUCCUUCAGAAGAAGAAAGAAAAAAUCCAGUGUUAUACGCCAAUAACGUCAGACGUGUAAUGGCAGAGGCCUUGGGAGUUUCAGUGACAGACUACACAUUUGAAGACUGUCAGCUGGCUUUGGCUGAAGGACAGCUUCGUCUACCUUCAGAUACAUGUCUUUUAGAAUUUGCAAAGCUUGUGAGAAGCCUUGGGCUAAAGCCAGAAACACUUGAAGAUGAUCUUGAUAAAUAUGCUGCAAGUGUCAUGAAAAUGAAGAAAGAAAAGGUUGAUCUCAAAGAAUUUUCAGCCUACUUGGAAUUUCCAGUUUCUCAGACAUUAGAAAGUAUGUUUGCCCUUUUUGAUGAGAAGGAAGAUGGUGUAAUUGACAUUCGGGAAUUUGUCAUUGCUUUGUCAGUUGUCUGUAAGCCAUCCAAAACUCUGGAAACAAUUCAGUUGGCAUUUCAGCUGUACCAGUCAGAAGGAGGAACUGUAACAGAAGAGGAUUUAGCUUGUAUUCUGAAGACUGCCAUGGGUGUGUCACAAAUUGAUGUUACACAUCUUUUUAGAGCUGUAGAUGAAGAAGAAAAAGGAAAGAUUACAUAUGAUGACUUCUACACAUUUGCUGUGUUGCACCCACACUUUGCAGAAGAAUAUCUCUAUGCUGAUCAGAUGGGAGCUGAGAGCGGCUUGGAGACUUCAUCUCUUUCUGCUCCUAAUGGUAUCUGUACUGACUUCAGCCCUGACAGCAGUGGAGAUCGAAGAAAGCCCUUGCAGAAGAAACUGAAUUAACACUACAACUGUUACCUUCCUCUCCUGGUGAGAGGGUUGUGUUUUCUUGGGAUUUUCAUAAGUCACUCCAAUUAUACAGCAAAUACCAGUUUUGUGUGUGAAAGUUCUACCUGAAUACCAUCUUUAAAUCAUAUGUGCUAUAUUUAACAACAUGUUCCAGGUUACUUUGGGAAAGGUGGUUUUUUU